Messenger RNA from Pundamilia nyererei, 2288 nucleotides. RefSeq names its product cytochrome P450 3A27-like. The record is from RefSeq and is a predicted model, not a curated record. Bases 1140 to 2234 code for a protein of 364 amino acids. Gene Ontology annotation, molecular function: iron ion binding; heme binding; oxidoreductase activity, acting on paired donors, with incorporation or reduction of molecular oxygen. Lineage: Eukaryota; Metazoa; Chordata; Actinopteri; Cichliformes; Cichlidae. The transcript is spliced from 11 exons.
GCUCUGCUUUUCUACAAUUUCUUCUCAAGUUCAAGAGCUCCUCAUUUAACCAAGGCAUAGGGUUCCUUUUUUGACAUUUCAACUUCCUUACGGGAGCAACAGAGUCCAGUAGUUCAAGAAGUGUAUUAUUAAGAUUCGCAGUCAAGGUGUCCACACAUAACUCCUGAGUAAAAAUAGGGUCCAACACAUCAGGUAGAUGUAAUUUAACUCCAAGCAAUGCUUCAGGGCUAAUAUAACGAGAUGAUCUGAGGGGAACUUUCCCCUCACAGAAGCUGGAGAUUUAGGGAUUAAAAUAUCAAAUAAAAUUGCGAAGUGGUCUAGAAUAGGUAAAACGCAAUUUUCAGUAAUUGAUACAUUCAGCCCGUAGCCUAAGACAAGGUCUAGGGUGUGGCCCUUGCGUGUUGGCCCAGACACAAAUUGUGUGAAGUUUAAGGAAUCAAUUACAUUUAAGAAAUCUUUGAGCAGGGGUUUAUCCUCACAACACAGAUGAAUAUUAAAGUCCCCCACUAUAAGAAUCCUUUCAUAGAAGUCUGAAAAUUCCAAAAUAAACAAGUCAUUAUAUUUAGGUGAACGAUAGAUUACUAUAAUUAGAACCACGGGACAGCCUAAAGUCAGAAGUUGGGACUCAAAUGAGGUAAAAACACCAGGACUUUCUGUUUGCAUUUAAAACAGUCUUUGAUGAUAGAGGCUACCCUGCCUCCCCUCCCACACAACCUGGGGGCGCUGAAGAAGCUGGCAUCGGUGGGGCAAAGUUCCAUGGCGACCAAUAAAGCAGCCUCGGGUGAGCGUGCUCCGAUGACGUCGGGUAAACAGGAAGAAGGCAGCGCUGAGGCCAAAAUAAAGUCCUAAGCAGCCAGGGUCACCGAUGGUAAGGACCCGCCGCAUCCAAUUUCUGACCCGAACACGCUUCCCAGAGCGCGUGCCGCGCAUUCGUCCACUUCUCCAGCGCUUCCGUUUCGAAGGAUUUCAGGGGGGGAUCACGGCGAUGCAGUUCCCCCGGUACCGAGGCGUCCUCCACAUCCUGGCUAACGCUGGGGAGCUUCAACAGCUCCUCCCACCACACAGAAGCAGAUGUUUUAAAAACACAGAUUUUCCAGCCUUCUUUCUCAUCUGUAGCUUUUUGUCGGAAAGAAGUCGCAAUGUUUUUCACGCUGUUUUCAGCAACCACCUGGACUUUGCUGGUCCUGCUUUUCACGCUGAUAUUACUGUACGGAUUAUGGCCAUAUCGGUUCUUCAAAAAGCUGGGGAUACCUGGACCGAGGCCCCUGCCUUAUAUUGGAACGAUGCUGGGCAUAAGAAAGGGAAUUCUUGGUUUUGACCUAGAGUGUCAUGCCAAGUAUGGUGACAUCUGGGGGUUGUACGAUGGACGAACGCCGUUGUUAAUGGUGGCUGACCCUGAGAUUGUUAAAACCGUGAUGGUGAAGGAGUGCUACUCUGUGUUCACCAACCGCAGGGUAAGAAGCUCCUCUUUCUAUCAUAUACCAAAGUUUGUGGCUCCUUACAGUUUAGACACUGUGACCAGUGCUUCUUUCAGUGUGGAGACAGACUCCAUAAACAAUCAGAAUGAUCCAGUUAAUGUUCAAGUGCAGAAGUUCCUUAAAUUCAAAAUGUGGCUUUUGUUAUUCAUAAUGGCAGUUCCCUUUGGUGGACGUCUGGCAAAGUUCCUGAACAUGGAAAUCACACCCAAGGACAGUGUUGACUUUUUCUAUAACCUCCUCAAGAAAUUUAAAAACCAGCAUCAUGAAGACAAAUCUGCUCGAGCAGACUUCCUGCAGGUGUUGAUCCAGAGUGAGAUCCCAGAAAAGACGUAUAAGAACGAUGAAGAACAGCCAAGUAAAGGUUUGACUGAACAUGAGAUCCUUUCCCAGGCCUUGGUCUUCAUCUUUGGAGGCUACGAGACCACCAGUACCACUCUAACUAACAUCCUUUAUAAUCUGGCCACCAACCCUGAUGCGUUGCAGACCUUACACAAAGAAAUUGAUGCUAACCUGAAGGAAGAUGCACCCAUUUCAUAUGAAGAGCUGACCGGUCUACAGUACCUGGACCAAGUUAUACUUGAAUCAAUGCGACUGUUUCCCACUGCCCCUCGCCUCAACAGGGUGUGCAAAAGAACUGUGCAAGUGAAUGGACUCACCAUCCCUGAAGGAACCACAAUUAGGAUUCCUGCGUGGGUGUUGCACAAAGACCCACGCUACUGGGACUCACCUGAGCUUUUUAGACCAGAGAGGAUCUAACUGGCCAGUGGGUCCCUAAUCCCUGCUUAGAUGGUUUGGCAUCUUUACGUUGUA